AGAUAGGGUCUGUUGGUGCAGGAUGGGGCAUCCUUGGACGAAUAUCAUGGAAUAUAUAUAUAGACGCCGUCCUGGCAUCCUUUGACUUCGCCAUUUUCUAGGUCACCAAUACUUCAAGUCAAAAUGGCAGGAUCCAAAAUUCUAGUUCUCGGAGCGACAGGCCCAAGUGGUAUCAACGUUCUCCGCGAAUUAGAGUAUCGGAAACUCCCAACCGUGGUUUACGCUCGAACAGUAUCUAAAAUACCCACGGAAAUUAGUCAAAGUCCAUACAUCGAGGUUAUCCAAGGUGGCUUCUCCACUGCUGACGAAGCCAAACUCUCCAGUGCGAUCUCUCAGUGCUCCGUCAUUAUAUCUCUCCUCGGGCCCAACGUCAGCUCCAUCAGAGGCCUUAAGCCAGACACGUACGCCAACAUCUACGCUCAGUUUGUUUUCCCACUCAUGCGCAAACAUGGCGUCAAGCGGAUAUUCGCUAUGAGUACCGUUUCGGUUUACCGGCCUGAAGACAAGCCGUCCAUUCUUCGCUGGUUGCUGGCUUUCGGAGUCUGGCUCGUGGCUGGAAUGGCCCAGAAGAACAUGUAUAGCAUGCAGCACCUAUUUGAGGACCAAGAACAGAGUAAAGACAUUGACUGGACAGCAUUUCGUCUGGGACUGAUUCCUGGGGGGCAUGAUGAGAAGAGCUGGCGCAAGGAUCGAGAGGGUGAGAUAUUUACUGGCUACGUUGGGGAACCGGGGUACUCCUUUGUGCAGAGACGAGGGCAGCUGGGCAAAUGGCUGGUGGAUGCAGCAGUGGAUGGUGCUCCGCAGUGGAUUCAUCGCUUCCCUGCCGUGAGUCGAUUGAUAGGAGGCAAGAAGCAUGAGUGAGUGCUAGCAUUUCUCUUGCUCUGAGCUUGAAGUUGGAUCCUCGGGGAUGAGAAGCAAGCCAACAGAGUGGUCGACAUUGACCAGAAUCUAUGCCGAACUGCCACAACAAUGCGUUUAAUUCAAUUCAAUUCCGUCUCUUUUCCGCAAUCGCAAUUCAACA
Exophiala mesophila is the source of this 1021-nucleotide messenger RNA. RefSeq lists its product as uncharacterized. Bases 124 to 861 code for a protein of 245 amino acids. NCBI's taxonomy places the organism in Eukaryota, Fungi, Ascomycota, Eurotiomycetes, Chaetothyriales, Herpotrichiellaceae. The record is from RefSeq and is a predicted model, not a curated record. The transcript is spliced from 2 exons.